Messenger RNA from Ziziphus jujuba (common jujube), 1768 nucleotides. RefSeq names its product S-adenosylmethionine synthase 2. Lineage: Eukaryota; Viridiplantae; Streptophyta; Magnoliopsida; Rosales; Rhamnaceae. Gene Ontology annotation, molecular function: methionine adenosyltransferase activity; ATP binding. The transcript has 2 exons. Gene Ontology annotation, biological process: S-adenosylmethionine biosynthetic process. The coding region runs from base 224 to 1399 and encodes 391 amino acids. Gene Ontology annotation, cellular component: cytosol. The record is from RefSeq and is a predicted model, not a curated record.
CGCGUGGAAGCCUCCGACCACCGGGCUAUAAAUAUGCACUCCGACCGUUUGAGUAAAUGUGUGCAAGAGUUCCGGGAAUUAGAUACGGACAUACAAAGAGACAAGCCAAAGGUCUUGACCUUUUGCUUUGCUUCAAUCAAACUAGAUCUAGGGCUACCAUUCUUGUCGAGUUUCCAUACCUCUGGUAAUUAAAAAAUUCCUCUCUGAUCUGCAGCUUGAGAAAAUGGAGACCUUCCUAUUCACAUCCGAGUCUGUGAACGAGGGACACCCUGACAAGCUCUGCGAUCAGAUUUCUGAUGCAGUGCUCGAUGCCUGCCUUGAACAAGAUCCUGAUAGCAGGGUUGCAUGUGAGACUUGUACGAAGACCAACUUGGUGAUGGUCUUUGGAGAGAUCACUACCAAAGCCAAAGUUGACUAUGAGAAGAUUGUGCGAGACACCUGCCGUAACAUUGGAUUUGUUUCAGACGAUGUGGGCCUUGAUGCUGACAACUGCAAGGUUCUUGUUAACAUUGAACAGCAGAGCCCUGAUAUUGCACAAGGUGUCCAUGGCCAUCUCACCAGGCGACCUGAGGAGAUUGGUGCUGGUGACCAAGGUCACAUGUUUGGUUAUGCCACCGAUGAGACCCCUGAGUUGAUGCCCCUUAGCCAUGUUCUUGCUACCAAACUUGGUGCUCGUCUCACCGAAGUCCGCAAGAAUGGUACCUGCUCAUGGUUGAGACCUGAUGGCAAAACUCAAGUAACCGUAGAAUACUACAAUGAAAACGGGGCAAGGGUUCCUGUCCGCGUCCACACGGUUCUCAUUUCUACUCAGCAUGAUGAAACUGUUACUAACGAUGAGAUUGCUGCUGACCUCAAAGAGCAUGUUAUCAAGCCUGUGAUCCCUGAGAAAUACCUAGAUGAGAAGACCAUUUUCCAUCUUAACCCAUCUGGUCGUUUUGUCAUUGGUGGUCCUCAUGGUGAUGCUGGUCUCACAGGCCGCAAAAUCAUCAUCGAUACCUAUGGAGGUUGGGGAGCCCAUGGUGGUGGUGCUUUCUCUGGAAAGGACCCCACCAAGGUGGAUAGAAGUGGCGCCUACAUUGUCAGGCAGGCUGCCAAGAGCAUUGUUGCCAAUGGCCUUGCUCGCAGGUGCAUUGUUCAGGUCUCAUACGCCAUUGGUGUUCCUGAGCCUUUAUCAGUGUUCGUUGACACUUAUGGCACCGGAAAGAUUCCAGACAGGGAGAUCCUCAAGAUUGUGAAGGAGAACUUUGAUUUCAGGCCUGGAAUGAUUUCCAUUAACCUGGACCUCAAGAGGGGUGGCAAUGGAAGGUUUUUGAAGACCGCUGCUUACGGCCACUUUGGCAGAGAUGACCCUGACUUCACAUGGGAAGUUGUGAAGCCCCUUAAGUACGAGAAGGCUUAAGAAUAAAAUUACGCUAUGGCUUGCGGUUCAUCAAUAAUCUGCUUCUCCUUUGCAGCUGCAUUCCAACCCACGAGUGGCCCUAUUGCUUUUAUAAUGUCAUUGUGUUUCCUUUUUUUUUUUUCCUUUUUUUUUUUUUUCACUUCUUCUUUUUCCAAAAUUUUUAAUUUCCUUGGUUUUGGCCAUAUAUAAAAAAAGAAGAUAUAUGGAAUUUUGUGUCCUAAGUGAAGAAAAAGUAGAAAGAAGCUGCUCGAGUAUCCAUGUUAAGUUCUAUGCAAGAAAUGUCUGCUGUACAGCAGACUCAAUGUAGUGAUACUAUAUGUUUGUUUUGCCAUAAAUCAAUAAUAUAUAAUUCAUCCUCAUUUCUUUCUA